AUCGGGAUGGACAGUGUCCCACGUGGCGUCAUAGUGCUGCUACGAUAGUUGGGAGGUUAAAUAGCGGCUUGUUUCCUCCCGCUCGAGCCUUUUUUUUUCGAGAUCUCGAACAUAUCGUAUCUCACCUCACGCACCGUUACCCGGUCACGAUGGGCGCCAGCGAGGUUACCGCGAAAACAGCGGCGGAUGUCGUGGCGGAUGCUCUUCCAGAAGAAGCCACAUCCUUGGCCGCCUCUGAUGCCCAUGGAACCGAUACCGGCAAGAAGCCAGCACCGUUGCUUGCGAAACUGUUUACAGUCUUCCUCAUCUCAUGCAUCAGUUUCGGAUCGCAUUGGAGUACGGGCGUUACGGGGGCGAUGAAGAGUACGAUUAAGAAGGAAAUGAACAUCAACAACACGCAAUUCUCCCUCCUCGAAGCAAGCGAGGAUUUCAUGGCGACCGUGUUGAUGCUCCUGAGUGGAAUUAUCACGGAUCGCGUUGGUGGUGCUGGAAUGAUGGUCUUUGGCAACAUAAUCUACACAAUCGGCUCAAUCCUCGUGGCCGCCGCAACAACCGUGCGCUCCUUCAACUUCAUGAUUGGCGGCCGCGUGAUUCUCGCGCUGGGCGAUAUCGCCACGCAGAUUGCGCAGUACAAGAUGUUCUCCUCGUGGUUUGCGCCGAGUAAUGGGUUUGCGAGUACCCUGGGUUUCGAACUUGCCAUCGGCAAGAUUGGCGGGUUCGUGGGCAAGUCGACGGCGAAUGUUAUUGCCAAGAAUACCGGCAACUUCGCCUGGGUCUUCUGGACCUCCGUCUUCAUGAACCUCUUCACAAACUUCACCACAAUCCUCUUUUGGUUCUUCACUCGGUACUGCAACGCGCACUACACCUCCCCGCGUGAUCGCGCCACGAAAGAAGAACUCACCGACAAGAACAAGCGCUUCGAGUGGAAGAAGAUGCUGCAGCUCCCCUGGACAUUCUGGUGCAUCCUCGCGUUUUCGCUGUUCCAGACGAGUGCGGCGCUGGUGUUUAGUCAAAAUGCGACCGAGCUCGCCGAGCAGAGGUUCGAGGUUGAUGCGGUCAAGGCCGGGUGGUAUAGCGCUCUGUCGCAGUAUGCGGGCUUCUUCCUCGUCCCCUGCCUCGGCGUCUUCAUCGAUGUCCUGGGCAACCGCGCGUCGAUCAUCUCCCUCUGCGGGCUCGGCACCUUCCUAGCAAUGGUCCUCGUAAACUUCGCUCCCUCAAAGGGCGGCACCGCCGCCUCCUUCGGCGUCUUCGCAAUCGCCUCGUCGCUGGGCCCGACGUCCAUCAUCGACAGUAUCCGCACCAGUCUCUGGCACCAGUCGGUCUUUGGGUCGGCGUAUGCGCUCAAGAUUACGAUGAAUAAUGCGAUGAACAUAAUAAUCCGCAUAAUAACCGGCGCGCUGCAGGACGCGGAUGGCGAUUCGUAUCGACGAGUCGUUCAGGUAUAUCUCUUCCAGGGAGCCGCGGGGCUGGCAAUUGGAUUGGGAAUCUUCGUUGGCUCUUUCUUCGCGGCGGAGCUUGAUCUAUUGCAGUGGACGCGGUGGAAGCGGUUGAGUCAGGGUCCUGAGAUCAUACAGGGACUCAAGGAGAGGAAUCUAGUCCUCAAUCCGAGGCGAACAAAGAGGAUUGCCAUUACAGGCUUUGCGUGUAUCAUGGCGUUGACGGUUGGUGGGUGGGUUGCGUACAUUUGGGGCGCUGUUACAGGUCAUAAUAAGUAGGUAUAUAUUGAUUGCUGGGCGCGGUGGCGCCAUUCAUGCACUAGAUACACUAGAUGAACAUCCCCUGUCCACCGUGCCAUCUCCGACCAGGAGGACUCUGCCCACCCAGCUCACCAGCCAUGCCCGCCAAACAGACUAUGGCGGCAAGCAUGCAUCGCAACUAUGAGCUUGGAAUUGCAUUCGUGCCUGUCUCCUGGAUGCGAAAAAUCACGUCUCAGUACCCCUCGAAUGGAUCAACGCCUUGUUCGAAUUCCAGUAUGAUGAUGCGAGUCGCCUCGUAGGGAAG
Aspergillus calidoustus is the source of this 2001-nucleotide messenger RNA. The record is from the annotation of a GenBank genome assembly. Lineage: Eukaryota; Fungi; Ascomycota; Eurotiomycetes; Eurotiales; Aspergillaceae.